UGCCGACGCCGAGCAUCAAUGGUGGGGAUUUUAAAAGGUUAAAAAAGAAAAAGAACGGGGCCGCUGGGGCCGGAAAGGGGCGAAGUACGCGGAAUACAUACGAAUACACACCAAGUGGAUUAUCAUGUAUUGUUGAAAGCAAAUACAUUUCAUGGUAUCCGCGUAUUCACCGCAUUUUGUUCGGACAAACCCGAGCAUACAACCCACCUCCUUUUCCCACUGAUCCAUCUCGGGUGUCGGUGACGUGACAACCCGGAGCGGACUCAGCAGUCUCCGCCACUGCCACGCAUGGAUGAUGGCCAACACCAAACGCAAAGCACACCACAAGAGCCGCAUGGGCUGCAAGAACUGCAAGGCUCGGAAAAUCAAGUGUGACGAGAAGAAGCCAUCAUGCUCGAAUUGCACCCGGCGCCAGGUAGACUGCGACUUCUGCACAGUCGGAACACCUCAGCCGGGUGUCUCUCCCACAGGCCUGAAUAUUGCCGACUUGGAACUGCUGCAUAACUACACGACCACCACUUACUUGACUCUGUCAGAAAGCCCAGUCAUCAGGGAAUUUUACCGAAAUACGGUGGUGCAGGUGGGAUUCGACUGUGACUACAUCAUGCGAGGCGUAUUGGCUCUGUCGGGUCUUCACCUCGCUCACCACCGCCAACCCAUGCGCGACCACUACCUCGCCGCGGCCAUCCGCCACCACCAGGCCGCAUCACAAACCGCCAUUCCCCUCGUGCUGGAUGCAACACCCAAGACCGCGCAGACGCUGUUCCUAUUUUCGGCCCUGACAACUUACUACGCGCUAGGCUGGCCGCGCAAAUCCGAGGACACGCUGCUCCUGCAGGAGAACGCGGGCUUCCCAGACUGGGUGUACCUGCUACGCGGCACCAAAGGCCUGAUCGAGCGCUUCGUGCUGCGCGAGGGGCCCGAGGCGGCCAGCUCGUCCGCGCACGCGGCGCUGGCCGAGCUGGAGGAGGCCAUAGCGGGACGGCCGCUGGACGACGAGGCGCUGCGCGGUGUUUAUUUGAUGGCUAUCGCCGAGCUGAGGAGGUCGUUCGGCCAGGCCGAGGCGUGCGCGGCGCACUACGAGAUGGCGGAUGCUUUCAUCUGGGUGUUUUUGGUGGCGGAGGAUUUGCUGCCGCUGUUGAGGACGUCGACGCAGGAGGCUGUGGCUAUCUUUGCCUUUUUUUGUGUGUUGCUGAAGAAACUGGACGGCCACUGGUGGAUGCAGGGUUGGGGCGGGCAUCUCAUUGCCCAUGCGUAUGACCUGCUGGACGACGAGGGCCGGCUUUGGAUUCACUGGGCCGUGGAGGAGAUUGGAUGGGUGCCACCGUCGGCCGCGGGGCGCUUGUGAGACGACGUCUAUGUUGUAUGUACAAGAGUGUACGGCUUCCAACGGGAUGCCAGUAUGAUUGUAAUCUAUAUUGCCCACCACACCUUUCCACGCAUUACAUUGAACUACUGCACUACUGUAAUUGUGUAUACGAAAAGUAAACCACCCCCCGCCUCCUUUCUGAGUCUCACACAUUCCUUCUCACUCCCUUACUCACUUCCUCGACUGCACAAUGGUGACCUUCGAACCGCCCUCAACCCUUAUGAUCGUGCUGU
Molecule: messenger RNA, 1602 nt
Organism: Chaetomium fimeti
Lineage: Eukaryota; Fungi; Ascomycota; Sordariomycetes; Sordariales; Chaetomiaceae
Exons: 6
Coding region: 293-1348 (351 amino acids)
Biological process (GO): regulation of transcription by RNA polymerase II
Molecular function (GO): DNA-binding transcription activator activity, RNA polymerase II-specific; zinc ion binding
Source: RefSeq, a predicted model, not a curated record